AUGACGAUAGAGGACUUCAUGUCGGGGAAGAAGCUCGGGAGGGAAGUUGGUGAGAUGGAACCGUGGACGCACAUGAAGCUGGUGACGCCCGGUGGCGAUGAUGCUUGGCGGGGGUCCGGCCGGCCGCAUGGACGUCCUGCCUGCCUUGCUGGGGGUUUCAAGCCUCACAGGAACUUCACGCAGAUCAAGGCUACCCUCCCCUCCGGCAGCUACGCUACCUCCUCGCGGACUACAUGCCGUUCUCGGGUAGAGGCAGAUACUCAGCUCGAGGAGGCCUAUGCAGUAGCUUACGAGGAGUAUCUCGAGAAGAUUAAGGAGCAUGACCUUGUGAAAGAUGCCUAUGUCCAGUGGACGAGCAACCAGAUGGCGAGUUUCACUCGGUUCAUGAUGACUGGAGUGCGAGAGGAACCACUCCCAGAGCCACCUCAUCCGGGGCCGACGCCAGUGUUCCCGUCCAAGGAGGAGUUCUAUUGCAUGUACAAGCGUCAGCGUCAGUUGACCCCGGUAAGUUGCUAACUUGGUGUGACAUGGCUAAGUUGCUAACUCCCUCCAACAUGUAGGGAUUGGGAGAAUCCGGGAACGACGCUCCUGAUGGUACGCCGAUGCACCCCGGUCGCUGUUCUCCUGGUGCUUCUGCCGAACCUCAGCAUGGUUCUGCUUCCGGUGGCUCUCGUCGUGGUUCUACCUUCCCGAGCACCGUCGAAAAACUGCGGCCUCACUUCACCCACUCGGAGCUAGAUCGUCUCUAGGGUGGUGCACCACCAUAGUUUCUACAUUGUACUAGCUACAUGACACAUGCUAUAUGUGUAGAAUGAUCUAUGUAGGAUGAUUAUAUGUACCGUAUUGCUUGUGUGCUAUAUUUGUACUAAAUUUGGGAUUUGGUGCCAUA
Messenger RNA from Lolium perenne, 889 nucleotides. The record is from RefSeq and is a predicted model, not a curated record. Lineage: Eukaryota; Viridiplantae; Streptophyta; Magnoliopsida; Poales; Poaceae.